Molecule: messenger RNA, 833 nt
Organism: Loa loa (African eye worm)
Lineage: Eukaryota; Metazoa; Nematoda; Chromadorea; Rhabditida; Onchocercidae
Exons: 5
Source: RefSeq, a predicted model, not a curated record
AGUUUCAUUCGAUGAGCAACGAUUGAAAACUUUUGUUUACGACAAGGAUACCGUUGAUAGCUCAUCAGAAAUAUUUCAUAUCAAAUCACCUUUCACCGAUCCAGACGCACCGCCUAGUCGGAUAACGGUUGUUGCGGAGGAAUCGGAAAUGCCGACAACGAUAAUGCCACCAGCACAAAUUGAAGAUGCUCAAAAUGCAGCUGCAGUUAGUAGUCCUCCUCUCCCAGCGCUUAUUAAAAGGGUAGAAAAUGAAUUAACUGAUAAUCCGUUUCGUCCAGAAGAAUCUCUGUUUCAUGAAGUUGAUCCUAUCGUGGAAGCAUAUAAAAGAAAACCUUAUCCACCGUCGCUACCAGGUUCACCGAAUACAACACCCAUCGCUAAUCAGGCAUAUUUAAACGAUUCAGGCAUUUCACCAUCAUCAUUAGUACCGGAUAAAGGAAUGGAAGCUCAGGUGACGGGCACAGCACCACUGUUGAAUAGCAAUGAUCGAGUUGGUAUGGAAGAUGGUAUGGCUGAUUUGCCAAAAGCUCGACAAGUGGAGUGUGUGCGCAUCGAAAAAAAAAAGAAGCGCACAUCAAUGAAGGGAUUGUCAUUUACCAAAUAGUGUCGGCAAGGCAGUUCACACAUACCCCAGCUUGGCUUUAAUUAUUGUGUUUGUGCCAAAAAUAUCGCCGAAGAAUAUGCAGUAUGUAAAAAAAAAAAGGAAUCAAUGAAUUCAAAGAUAUAGCGCUUCUUCCUUGUAUUUUUUUUACCUGGAAAUUGAUCGUAUUCUACGGUUGAUCUCCAUUUGAGCAUAUGAUCGGGCUGGCAGACAAAAUGGAGGUCGCAAAUUC